AUGUAUUGGAUAGUGAAGGAUUUUUUUUUCUUUACUAGGUAUGGUGUCUACAUAGGUUUGGAUGUAUUACACGCUUGCAGUACCUCAAAAAUCAAGAGUAUUCUCGAACAGAACGAAAUUUUAUUACGCCCAAACCAAGUGAUUCAUUUAUUUAAGAAAAACGAAGAUCUUUUUAAAAUAUAUAUCGAUUACAGUUACAGAUUGCGCAAAAAUCCGUAUGAUGAGGAAUGUGUAUUAAAUUUAUUAGCUUACGAAAAUCCUGGACUCUUUUUACAACUCUUAAAAUGCAAUAAAAUAAGUAAAAUUAAAUUAUCGAAAUCCGCCAGCACUAUAAUCGUAAAUAUCGCCAAAUCGGAAAUACUCGACGAUCCUCAAUAUUUUUAUAAAAUAUUAAACACUAGAGCUCUCGUAUCAACACUAAAAACGGAUUUCGUUACAUUUUACACAACGCUGACCAGAAAAUGCCCCAAUCUAAAUUACAUCCUCAAAUAUUUGCCCAAAAAUAAAAGAUGGCAAACAUUUUACGAAGUGUAUAAAGUCAAUUUUCCACAAGACAGUAUAGAUAAACUUUUCAAGACGAUCCAUUCCAACAUAAUAGUCUUACUGAAUCCUGGUAAACAAAUUGUAAACGCUUGGGCAGAAGUCAAUUAUAAAAUUAACAAUGACGAUAAAUUUCUGCAGUAUUUACCAACUUCUAUUUCGAUACCAAUUUUAAAACAAAAGAUAAACGUCACUUCGAAUAAAGAAAAUAGAAAAGCUUUGUUGCUACUUCUGAUAACCACUUGUGCAGAAAAUAAAGAUAUGAAAGCGCUAGAUGAAGUUAUGGAAUACGUUGGGUCAAGGCACAAUAACGAGGAUGAUUGUACUCAUAGAAAAAUCAUCGAAUUUAUUUGUAAGACCUUCAGUAAUGAUGAAUUGACCAAAAAGCAUUGGGAUUUCAUCCUACAACAAGCAAAUUUAAUACGUCUGAAAGGGACAAUUCCUAUUUACGAUUACCGAAAUAUCAUCGAUAAACUUUUACAUUAUUCGUACAAGAAUGAUAAAGAAAUGUUCAAAGCAGUAGCUAAAGAUUUCAUCUUGGAUACCGCACAAUGGGAUGCAUGUAAUUUCAGAACCAGUUUGCCAAAUGCGGACUUGGAGCGCGAUAUGUUUGUCGAACUAUGCAAAUUGUUGUCAGAGGAUCAUAGAAAUUUCCGAUCCAAUCUGAGGAGCGUUAUAGAGGAAUUUUACGAAAUAAGCCAGUACCGUCCAGAACAUUGUUUGAAUAUUCAUCAGUUUCCUUAUUUGUUAUCUGGCAUAGAAGUAGCCAUAAAUAAACAUGAAAAUGAUCGUGAUUACGAUGAUGAUUGUAUCAUCAAAUUUGCGAUAUUAUAUCACUUGAAUUUCCCUCAAUAUUCUUUAGGAUUUUUGAACGAGACAAAAAUAACUGAUAUUCUUAGUUGUAUAGAUAAAGAAUGCGUUGAUGCGUAUAAAGACGUACUCAAGAGCAUUGUAAAGAAAGACCGUUUUUCUCAAACUGAAAGGGCCAUAUUGAAAAAUUUCAUAGAACAAGAUGAUCUUAAUCGGGAAUUCGAAUCAAGUUGGACGACCUACGGUAUAAUAGAAGCCUUAAUUAUGCAACAUCCAAAAUUUCUUGCGGAACAUUUCGAAAGGCUUCAUUCCAAAUUCAUGAAGUGUUACGAUAAAAAAUGUAUAAAGCACUAUUCGCAUUUGGGAUUGGACAAAAAGAUUUGCGAAUAUUUGUUGAAAGAUUGGAAACAAAAGGAUCAUAAUAAUCAAGUAAUAUCGAUGAAGAUCAUUCAAAAUUUAUUACCUGAAGAACACUUCAUUGAGUUUGUUGAUGGGCAUUUAGAUGAUUGUCAGGAUAAAGAUGAGUUUUUAAAAAUACAGCAGUAUAUUGCUGGUUUGUUAAAGAAAGGGGAUACUGCUAGAAAGUAUUUACCAUUGGUGUUGAAAUUUUGUAAAGGAAAUCGUUUGUCUUAUGCUUUACCUUCGUUGUAUAGUUUGUUUUCGAGAUCACCGGAGAAUAAGUUGCAUCCUUAUAUCGAAAUAUUAUCCAAACGAGAUAUGUCUGUACGAAAACAUGCCGUAUUUUUAAGUUGCGAUUUUCUCGAUUAUAAUUAUGUGUUCAAUUUGCUAAAAUCUUCAGAUUGCAGUCCUCAUCAGUAUUUAUGUUUGGCUGCUUUGAAGUAUUUUAAAAAAAAUAGUACUAAAGAGUUGUUUAUGCUUAUUGAAAAGUUGCUGGUUAUGAUUAAUCAAAGCCACAAAGAAAUAUUUUCAACUUUAGUUAGGAUUAGAAUUACUAAAACGUAUAGAGCUCGGUACAUCGAAAUUUGUUGGAAAAUAUUUGAAAACGUUGAUGACGAUACAAUAAACGUUAACAAAUAUUUUGAUAAAUUGUUAGAACAAAGUUUGGAGGAAGAUGUUUUAAAAUCUAUUUCUCCAUUGUUCGUAAAAAAUGUCAUUAACCGCCACUUAUCCGAACAUGGUGAACAUCGUUUAACAAAUAUUGAUAAGUUUGCUGUGUUGUGUUUGGAAUAUAGAUGUACAGAGAGACCAAAUAAUUUUACUACAGUAUUUGGAACACUCUCUAAAUCAAACAAACCAAUCAUCAGUGGUUUUUGUAAAAUAUUUAUCGAUUGUAUGUACGACUCUAAACCAGAUUCCAAGUUCAUAAAUAUUUUUAUCGAAAAUUGGAACAAAUAUUUUUCUACGGUAGAUGUAAUAAACGAAUGCAUAACGUUAAAUCUUCUGCUUAAAUAUUCCAAUCAUCCUCUAGAUGAAUUCGCUGAAACUGUAGUCAAUUAUUUGGAACAACUAUUUAAUGAAUUUGGGCCGCAAAUUUUUGCUAUUUUCAAAGAUAAUUUCGAAAAAUGGGUGAACAAAAUGAAUAUAUUAGAUCGGCAUAAUUUGUUUUAUUCAAUGAUAAACUAUAGAACAUCACCAGCACUUUAUGUACUUAUCAUCCAACUUUUAAGACCUGUAAACUAUGAAAAAACUGAAGAUUUAAAAUCUGUGUACAAGAAAAUUAUUCAAAUUUUUGAGUCGUCAGAAGAAGACGUAGUAAAAUGCUGUUAUGAAAUUUAUUUAACUAAAUAUGAAACAUGA
Molecule: messenger RNA, 3108 nt
Organism: Psylliodes chrysocephalus
Lineage: Eukaryota; Metazoa; Arthropoda; Insecta; Coleoptera; Chrysomelidae
Source: the annotation of a GenBank genome assembly